UGAGACGAUGGAAAAUGGGAGAAUAUGACAAUGAAGGAAUUGUAGUAGCAGGUGGAAAUGGACAAGGAAAUAAACUUAAUCAACUAAAUUUUCCUGGUUUUAUCUUUGUUGAUGAAGAUCAAUAUAUUUAUGUAUCAGAUACAAACAACCAUCGUGUGAUGAAAUGGAGAAAAGAUUCAGAAGAAGGAAGAAUUGUAGCUGGAGGAAAUGGUGAAGGAGGAGAUCUCAAUCAGUUGUCUUCACCUAAAGGAGUGAUUGUUGAUGAUUUGGGUCAAAUCUAUGUGGCGGAUUGUUGGAAUCAUCGAGUAGUGCGUUGGUGUGAAGGAAAAGCAGAAGGUGAAAUUAUUAUUGGUGGAAAUAUUGAAGGAAAUCAAUCGAAUCAAUUGUAUUGUCCCUAUGGUUUAUGUUUUGAUGAUGAAAGAAAUCUUUAUGUUGCUGAAUCAAAAAGCCAUCGAAUUGAAAAAUUUGAAAUAAUAUCGUGA
Molecule: messenger RNA, 482 nt
Organism: Adineta steineri
Lineage: Eukaryota; Metazoa; Rotifera; Eurotatoria; Adinetida; Adinetidae
Source: the annotation of a GenBank genome assembly